This is a messenger RNA of Porites lobata, 4859 nucleotides long. The record is from the annotation of a GenBank genome assembly. NCBI's taxonomy places the organism in Eukaryota, Metazoa, Cnidaria, Anthozoa, Scleractinia, Poritidae.
UUACUUCAGCUCAGCUUUUGAAUAUAUACCCAGCUGUAGAGGCGGGGGCCUACUGCGAAAGCCCGUUUUCUUUGCUACAAGAAGAGGUAUGUACGUUGCAACAUUUUACAUUUCAUACCUACAACUGAAAACCUGAUCGAAAAGAAUACAUAACAGAUUGGGUUGUGGGAUGUACCUUAGAGUUUCGACCGCUUUUGGAGUGUUUAAAAGGAGUUACCACGACGGCUCUUGAGCUUUUUCUAACCUUAAACAUUUUGAAUGCACUUCCUUUGUCAUAACUCUCCUCUACCGGUUUAUAAGUCUCAGACCCCAUAUAAGCACUCUUUCCCCACUCCAAAAUUCUACAAAAUCGCAUAAUGCUAGUAGCGUAUUUUAAAGAUGAGUAUAGCUUUUUAUUACAAUUAUUAUAUAUAUGGGACAGCAGUCUCCUGUUGAUUACUAAGCUGAAGACCUGCGUUUACAAUCUCAGUCUUUUGGUAAUUUUUCAACUUUUGAACACCAGCUUAAUUCCUUCAGACUAUCCCUGCAUUAAAUUGUGCCACUGGUGUUUGUAUUCAGUGGUUAUUUUUGAUACAAAAGCAUAAGCAGCAUGCAUAAUUUUGAGAAAAAUAAUUAAAAAUUAUGUUCAGUGGGUAUGAGAGGUUCCGACUUUGGCAUAGACUGGGAAAAUUGUGGUAACUUUUUGGGGGAGUUCGGUAAUGACAGGGUGUUUGCAUGAGGAGGCUCGUCAGUAUAUUGAAAUAUUAUUUUUGUAACAAAAAUAGUGGUAAAUUGUAACUUAAUGAGAAGAAAAAAUGUUGAGUUAUGGAUGCCGAAAUCUCUGCUGGAAGUUUUGGUCGAUGUCCAGCUGCAGGUGAAAGUUUCCGAGGGGGCGGGUACUCCCUCACAAGAGGCUAAGGUGGAUGUGUUGCUGGAUGGGGUUGCAUUUUGUCAACUGGAGUGACUAUAAUGGGGUCGCAAAUUUUCGGAUUUUUGGGGUAAGAAGGGAUCCAAAAUGGGAAGAUUCUCGGUUAAAAAAGUCAGAAAGUUGUUGUUUAUUAAAUUUAACAAUACGCUUGCAUUGACAGCAUUACAUUCCGCUGCUUGAAACCAUAUUGAUAAGGUAGAUGCAUAAAUAGAAAGAGACUAAGUUGAGAUCGUGAAAAUUACGUUUUCCAAAAGGUGACUAAGAUGGGGUCUGUAAUUGGCCAAAAAAUAGACUAUUUAACAAUUAUUCCUCGACCCCGAAUGAGCUAUAUUGACUCGGAGGCCAUUCGGCUCGAGGAAUAAUAAUUGUUUUAGUAAAAUCCAACUAGCUGGUAAAAAAUAUUGAGAAUAAAAAAAUUUUAGCUAGUUAAAGCUAGACUUUAAUCCUUUUUUGCCGCCAAAAACCUGGCACUUUACUCUAUUAGUGGGCUAUAACAUAUAGCCUAGUAGUAGCUCAACCAAUCAGAAUGCAGCAUUGAUAAUAAACCACUAGUUGGAUUUUACUAAAAUGGGAUAGGCCAGCGGCACAUACCCAGCAAACAUUAACCCAAGUACCCCCCCCCUCCCCCUGGGGGAAAAUUUUCACUUCUACAGUGUAGAGUUGGUCCAUUAUUUAGACCAAUUUGCCAGUUAGUUUUGUCUGGCCAACACUUACCAUUCUAUUUGCCAAUUUUCUUGUAAUUUUACCGUCUGUGAAAAGUAAUCAGAAUUUUGGUCUUAACUUAAAAGCGGAAUUGCUUUGACCCAGUUGGAAACUUUGCUUUAAAUUAUUGAAUAGUGUUGUUAUCAUGUUUUCCUGCACUUAUGGAUAGAUCCAAUGGUUUCUGAACUUGUUUGGCAAAACGUAAUAAAAGCAUCAUCCUAAUGGCUUUUUUAUUAAUGUUACAGCACAAACAUUGAACAGAACAUUAUUAUAUAGUCUUCUCACUCUUCAUAUAAUUCUGCCAAGACCAAGAUAAUUUUUUUCUGCUGUUCCUGAUAAUACUGAUGGAAAAUAUAAAAUAUUGUUUAAAAAGGUUUAACCACAUGAAUAAUUAACUAGCUUCAAGGCAGAAAAAAAACAUUUAUCUCAUCAACAGUUACAAUGGUCUUGCUUAUUGCAGCAAGUGGAAAUCACCUGGCCUUAAUUUUUACAGUUCAUUCCAUUUGAUUCAAUUAGCCAGCAUGUGUAGCUGGUGGGGUUAGUUAGCUGAGGAGUGCUCAUAUUUUUUGGCAGCAGAACUGCAGGAAGUUUGGGAGCAAGCCAAAUAUUCCGCCUUGCGUAAAGAAAAUACCCAGUGCAUAACAAACGUACCAGAUACACGGCAGUGAGGCUAGAUUUCUUCCAGCCCAAGUUGAGGUAAGUGAAGUUUAUUUCUACACUAAUACCUAUAGUUUCUCUGUAUCAAAUGUCUGAAAGGAAGAGAGUGCAAUGGGCUGUAAGUGGCUGGUUAUGCAAAAUUAUUAAUUCAUUAGGUAAUUUAUGCAUCAAACUUGGCCUACUGCCUGGAGUGAGUGUGAUGUAAAAACUCUGCUGUCUGUUUUCUUAUUUCAUACUUCAGCUCAGCUUGUGCAGAUAUCAACACAUCUGAAGAGGCCAAGGCCUAAGACUGCAAAAGCCAGAGUGUUUUGUUUGCUACACGAAGAUCGGUAUGUACAAAUAUAUAACAUUUUACUUUUCAUGCCCGUUACUGGAAAUGAGAUUGGGGGAGAAUACAUUUUUCAGAAUUUAUUUGGUUCUUUGAGUCCAUAAAGUCAAAAUGUUUUAACAAGAUGGACUUGUAAUUUAUUAGAGGUAAAAAAGGGAUAAUGCUGAGUUUACAGAUGCUGAAAUCUCUGCUGGAAAUUGUUUUGAAAUAUGAUUGGAAUGUCUGGCUGUUAAAAAUUCUCCAGAAAAACUGAUCCAAUCCAGAGUUGGUCCUAACUAAUAUUUUGAGCAGUCAGUCUUGUCCGGCCAACACUUUACCAUUUCAAUUUCCCAAAUUUCGAGUCUCACCUUGCAAAAAGUAAUCAGAAUUCAGGUCUUAACUUAAAUAGAAUGCUUUGACCUAGUUGGAAACUUUGCUUCAAGAAUAAUGUUAUUACGUUUUCACUUGGCAAGAUCUACUGGUUUCUAACCGGCUUGUUUGGCAAAAUGGCAAGCACCCCUAUGAUGAUUUAAAUGCAUAAAUGAUUGAAAUGUUAUGCAACAAACAGUAUGAAUAUAAGGGGAUAUAUUAAAGGUAAAAAGACAUUGCUUUAAUAGUCUUUUUUAACCCUUCAUGUAAUUCUGCUGAGAUAAAGAUAAAUGUUUUCUGUUGAUCUCAAUGGUAAUGAUGGUUAAGAAAGAAAAUAUACUGUAAUGUCUUAAAAGGUUACCACAUGAAUAAUUAACUUCUAGGAAAAAAUAAUAAUAUCGUUAUUUAUCUUAAAUUUGUCAGCACUUUAAUACAGUAGUUGUAAUUGUCAAUGAUUUUUUCAGUUGAUUCCGUUUGAUUCAGUUAUAGCCAGCUGGUGGGUUAGUGGGGGAUGUGCUGUUGUUUUUGGUAGCAGAACCACAAGUUUGGGUGCAAGUCAAAUUUUAUUUCCCCAUCCCAUAAAGAAAAUGCCCAGCACAUAACAAACCUGCCAGCCACACAGGGUAGAAUUAGUAGGCUUAUUUGAUUUUUUUUAAACCCAAGAUUUCAAUUUCUAUGGGGCGUUUAAGGUGAUCCAUUUUUCCAAACACCAUUUUUUUUUAUAUUUUAGCCAGUGAAACAAAAAAGAUGACAUCUUAAACCUAUGAAAAAAAUUAUACUUGAGGAUAAAUACUUGAACUCUCAAUGCAAUGAAAAUGGUCAGUGGUUUUUCAAAUAGAUGACAUAAUCAACUGAAGAAAAAACACAUGUUAACAAAGAAUAGUAAUAAUAAUAAUUUUAUUAUUGUUGAAGGGCUCCACACAAAAAUAAUGUCCCCACGCUCUUCCUUUUUGUAGGAACAUUUUCCCAUGGAUGCCUUGUCAAUUAUAAACCUUAUUUUAAAAGUGUAGCCUAACCUUUACUUACAUUAACACAGGAGAACCCAGCCCUAGUAUCAGUUCAACAAUAUGGCAUGGAGAGAUGAUGGAUCAGGUAACCUGACAGUUUCUGGAGCAAAGGUUAGCUUUACUGGGAGUGGCAACUCCAAGGGGAAUGCUAUCUGGAGUCAAGGCGGAACUGGGAGUUGGGAGUUUAAAGUGACUGGAAGUUCCGGAACCUGGGUGGGAGUUUCUGCUGAGGAUAAGUUUGCGGCUGGUUGGGGGAUGAAGGGAUUGUUCUAUGGCGGGCCAGGCAACUUGAGUGAUGGCAGUAGCCUGGUGACCAGUCGCUGGGGACCUAAGUUUGGUGAUGGUGAUGUCAUUGGAAUGCGGUUGGAGCAGCCUGGUGAGAAAACAGUGCUGGCAUUCUCUAAAAAUGGAAGUGGAUUGGGAGUGGCAUUUGAUAUUUCUGGCUACAGUGGCAUGGAGUUCCGUCCAGCAGUUUCCAUGGAUGAAGUGGGACAGGGUGUGACAAUCUCUGAGACUGCUACUUCUAGCCUGGAUGCUUUCCAGCUUGUUCCCACUCCAAGACAAGGGGUGGAAGGAGACUGGCAGGGGAGGUUCAAGCUGAUGAUUGAGAAAACUGGAGAAGGAGCCUGGCACAUUGCAGCCGAGGUGGCCAACAUUAUAUCCUGCGAUGCAACUCAGGGUGCUGAUGGUAAUCUUGUGUCAGGACCAGUCAUGUCAACAAGGAUGAUGCCGUCUCCAGAGCUCCAGCAGCUGGAGAGUGAGGCUACCUCCAUCCUGGAAGGUCUGACUUCACUCAGACGGGAAGGGGAAACCCUGGUGCUGGAAGGAGGUGGAAAGAAGGAGAUCUUUACUCCUGCCGCUGGACCUGGUCCUGCGACCAAAGACAGAGUCAACUGGAUGUGUUGAACAU